CAGACGGCCAGUGUGGUUGUCAGUCCGGCUGUCCGAACUCGAGCUUGAAAGCUUGAACGUGGUCACUCGAUUAUCAGGGAUGUCAGUAACAGUACCAAACAGAGCCAAUCAUGAUGGCACCAGUUCGUCUGUCCCACCUCUUCCAACUCUGAAUCCGUAGUAUUCACAACAUGAACACUGGUGUUAUCGAUCACGCACAUCUAUCAGGGAAUCAGAGUGGAGUUGACGAGACCACAAUGAAAAAUCUGAGCCAAUACAUCUUGUCACACCGACAACGUCCCGUUCCUUCGUUCAGUGACAUGGAAGCCUUCUUAAAGUUGUCGGAGGAAGCUGCUACACAAGCUAGACUGGAUGAACUUGAUCAGCAGUUCUAUGCAGACUUGGACCAGCUUUAUACCGUCCGCGCGCAGGUUUACAAUGAAGAUGCUGUAGACCGAUACAUCGCGUACGAUAAAGUAUUGGAAGCGGGACUCGAUGAUAAGGCAUGGCGUGAUUUGGUGCACACCUCCGGCGAAGCCUCGCAACGUGAAUUCGAAUCCACAUUCAACUACAUCAAAUCCACAUACGAAGACAGCCGGGCUGAACUGCUGCCCAUUAUCAGACACUAUCCCUCGCUGAACGCUCGCUUUCCCCAAUCAGUGCGAGAAUUUGAGUCGAAAACAGCACAGAUGCAGAUGCGGAUCGCGUUGUUCCUCACAGGAGGUUCAGAGAAGAAGGAACGGCUUCUCAAAGAUUAUGGUUGGACUGAAACGGAGACAGCUGCGAUGACGGAAGCUUACAGUUCAGACGAGCAGUUUCGAAUCACCAUCAACGGCCUCAUCAUCGGAUCCUAGACGAUGAAAGUGUAGUGAUGGCUUAACGAAGGUUCAACCGCAGCAAGCAGGUCAGGUUCAUUCGAGUAGAUCAACGAUGACAGGUCGUACUCCUUGUCCACCUACUUGGUAGUUCUUGCCCACCCGGGCCUUCUUCGGUCCUUCCGGCCAGUUUGCUGCAUUGACAAAGAUGGUCUGAGGUCCCUCCGCGGCGAUGGAUUCGGAAUCUGACUGCGCUUGGGGUGCGACGCCCGUGGCCCAGCUAUGGAUAUGGGCCCCGCGAGCCUCGUGAAUGUGCCCAAACGCGUGGAGCCGAGGGCGAAGAGCUGAGACGCGGUUUGCGAGGCUGGGACAACCAGCCAUGGCCCCUUUGGCGGUGCGAUCGAGGACGUUGAGUGGCGGGCCGUGGGUCAUGCUGCGAUGGGUUGUGAGACAUGAGCAAUUGAGCUUCAGGGCUGAACAGGUGACCGCACAGGAUGUCGACUUGAGGGAAUUUGGCGACCGCUGCUGUAAGCACAAGUAAGAGACAAGCCCUUCGCAACCGAAAAAUUUGAUUCCUACCGAUCCCAUCCGCCUUUUCGUAGCUGAAUGCUCGUAACCGGCCCUUGUAACUCGGCGUCAACUACGGUGGGUGAGCGACAGUCGGCACCGGGAAGCAGAACCGCGCACGGGAGAGCCAUACACAGACCACUCCCUGCCGUCUGGGCGCACUUUGAAUGUAUGGACUUCAUCUUGGAGGUAUUUGAUGUUUGAACAAGUAGCCUCCGGCCCUGAGAGUAAUUCCAAGAGAGGCUCGGCAGGCUGGUCAUGAUGAUGAGAUGGAGCCCUUGCCCACCAGAAAAGCUGGCAGAGGACACGCACCUCCCAUGGAGACACGGUGUCAUGGUUCCCUCCCUGCCUCCAACAGCGAUCAUACCAAUCUCGAUCCAACGAAAAAUCGCGGUUCCCCGCGAUCACGCUACGAAGGGUGGUCGGUCACUCAAGUUCUCCCCAGGAGGAUCGCAUCACACAUCUUGACAGGAUGAGGCAGUUCGCAGAGCCAUUCCAUCGUCCGCCGCAGUUCGGCUGCAGUGCCCCGGCGAGUGAGAUCCCCACAGUGGAGCAACACGUCGCCAUCGGGCACAGGGAAGGUUUCUGCAUGGGUGUCGGAGAGGAUGACGAAGCGGGUCCAGGGUCCAGAGGGUGGCGGGGCAGGGUCGGCAAUAUAAUCGAGUUGCACAACGCAGGUCGGCGAAACAAUGCUGCCCCUCGGUGAAAUCGAAUCCGUCAUGACAUAACAGUUGGUGCACCGCCGCGCCAACCACGCCAAGUUGUUAGUCUUGACGUCGGUCAGAUGGAUGCCGCUUCAAUGUUAUUUUUCGGCGGUGUACUGUAUAGCUUAGCAGUAGUGAAAAGUUGGAUAAGUGCCAGUAAGGAGCGAUAUCCAGCUGAGCAGGAGCACGAACGUUGGUGACAAGUGGGAGAUAUCCCAAUCCGGACCGGCGGGAUCACAUUGCUCCUUAGACCUCUACCCCCACCACCAUUCUAUCCUCGGCCUGCAAGUAGUAGCGCCAUGUCUACCGUCGCCGGCGACCCCCAUAUCCACGAUGAUGAUGCGCCUGGUCCCCCCAUAUCAGUCCCCGAAAGCGGAGAAGGCGAAGGUGGCAAGCUCCAGAUGAUCAUGCAGCUCGUCAAGAAGUCUCUGGGGGUUAAGGACAUCGCUGCCAUGCGUCUCUCGCUGCCCGCGUCACUCCUGGAGCCCAUGCCGAACCUUGAGUACUGGCAGUAUCUUGACCGACCGGACAUGUUCGCAGUUAUCAACGACUCUCAAGACCCCUUUGAGCGCAUGCUCGCUCUGGUCCGAUUCGCGUUCACGAAGGAUCUCAAAUUCGUGCACGGCAAAGUGUGCAAACCUUACAACUCUGUCCUCGGGGAGCAUUUCCGUGCGCACUGGGACGUCGCCCCGGCUCCACCACCGAUCGUCGCCUCGGCUUCCGCCGAUGUUAGGCCUAGCCCAGACAACGAAAGUCUCAAGAGCUCAAAGAGCAACCGCAGCGGUCUGAGCGCAUUCUCCAAGACCGGGAAGUCGCCAUCAACAGCCGCCACCUCCGUCGAAGCCGCCGCUGCUGACAUGUCCCAACUUAAUCUUUCGGCUUCUAAUGACACGGUCCGUGUGGUCUUUCUGACUGAGCAGGUGUCGCAUCACCCACCUGUUUCGGCAUUCUAUGCGUCGUGUCCUUCGCGGUCCAUCGAAAUGUACGGAAUCGACCAGAUUUCGGCCAAGAUUUCGGGCACGACCCUGCGUGUUAUGCCUGGUGUGUUCAACAAGGGCAUAUUCAUCAACCUCACUGGCGGCCCUGGAGCCGGAGAAGAGUACAAUAUCUGCCACCCUAUCGCCUCGGUCAACGGAUUGUUACGGGGGAGCUUCUAUGUCACCAUUGCCGACUCGACGAUCAUCACAUGCACGACUGGAGGGAAGCAGCGGUUCAGAGCGAUCAUCGAGUACAAGGAGGAGUCAUGGCUUGGCCGGGCGCACUACCUCGUAGAAGGUGUGAUCCACACUGUCGUUGAUGGCGAGACACAGCACGAGAAAUGGACCAAGGUCAAGCAGGUGCCCCAGAACCGCGUCGUCGCGGUCUUCGACGGGUCGUGGCGAGGACGUAUUCGUUGGCGCCGCGUCGGCGCAGGCUCCUACCCGCAAGUCACAUCGUCUACCAGCUCCUCACCGAACCCAUCUCACGCGACGCUCUCCACUUCGCUGUCGACGCCUUCGGCCGCAUCGUCGCGCAUGGACAUCUCUGCUGUCAAGGACGAGGAAUGGGCCACCCUGGUCGACCUGUCGACGUUGCUCCCGACGCCCAAGGCCGUCCGCCCGCUUGAUAAGCAGGAGCCGAGAGAGAGUCGCAAGUUGUGGGAGACUGUGACCACUCGGCUACUCAACAAGGAGUUCUCCGAUGCGACCAAGGAGAAGGUGAUCAUUGAGCAGCGCCAGCGUGACGAGGCAGCAGAAAGGAAACGCAAGGGCGAGACCUUCGUCCCGGUCUACUUUGAUGCGAGCAUGGAGAAAGGGCACUCGGCUCUUACUGACGCCGGGCGGAAGGCGAUCGAAGAGGAGAUGGUAGAUCCCACAGAAGCAGAAGAGGCACCUGCUGUUGUCUGAGGCUCCCCAAUACUAGAUGUCACUGCUUGCUUACAGACUACGAUUUGUUUCAACAUAACUAUGCGUAGCAUACGACCUUCAUGUUUUUCCCUAAUCGGACAUUUACGUUUCGGAUUGUCCGUGUCUGU
Molecule: messenger RNA, 4079 nt
Organism: Mycena citricolor
Lineage: Eukaryota; Fungi; Basidiomycota; Agaricomycetes; Agaricales; Mycenaceae
Source: the annotation of a GenBank genome assembly